AUUCACAGCGUAAAGACCCCCAGUAAGGAACCCCCUAAGAGUAACCCCAGUAAGCGUCACCGGGAGAGGUUGAACGGUGAGCUCGACCACCUGGCCUCCCUGCUGCCCUUCGAACAAAGCGUCAUCUCGAAGCUGGACAAACUCUCCAUCCUACGCCUUGCCGUAUCCUACCUAAGGACAAAAAGUUUCUUUCAAAGUAAGCUUUGCUUUAACUGGUCUUGUUCAUGUAAAGAUCAUUCUUGUGGUUUGGUCAUCUAGAGACGAGUGUAUGUUUCAAAAUACGAAGAGGCUUUAAACCCGUUAUGUUAAUUCCGCUUGUUUUUUUCACGGUUGGCUGGGUGACAAAAUCUUCGGAGGGCUAACUGACCCACUUCCCGUCAACCAGUAGUGCAUUUGUAACGUGGCACAUUGACUCGUAGCCGAUGACUCAACAUUCGAUCAAAUUAUCGAUAUUAUAUUUUAUAAAGGAUUUAUACUCACAAUGAUGUUUCUAUAGGCUGGUUAAAUUAAAUUAAAUGGUUAUGUGUGACAACUCAACGAAUGUCACGUGUUCGCAUCUAGGAAAAAUACUUUUUUCAAAAUAAAUAUGAUUUUAUUGUGAAAUUAUUUUUUUUUUUUAAAUUUACGGUGUUCAAAAAGCACUGCCUAAUGUCAUGUGGUUUAGCUUUCAUAUAUACCCUCAAAUUGAUUCACCCCCCCCCCUCUUCCAUCCCUACUUCAGAGGCGAAGCUAUGAUUAGUGCCAUCGGUGGGAUCCAAGAUUUUGGCCAUUCCCCCGGCCACGAAAAAAAAAAGAGUGCCGGCCGGGGCAGACCGCCCUUUCCACCCCCUCCCGUUUCCUACGCCCCUGCCCUUAUUAUAACUUGUUACUUUGAAGGAUUCAUCCCCAUUGCUUGCCACGUGGAAACUCAUUGUUUGUAAUACUAAGUUUUUUAUUUCUUUGGUUUUCUCGUGAGUACUAAAUCCGCUGUACAGCGGCCCAUUUUAAUAAUAUAAUUUGGCAAUGACGGUUUCCAAAUAGGCUCAGGCACCUGGCUGUUCGAACUGGUUGUCAUGGCGCGUGUGGCGGGGGAGAUCAAGCCAGGCUGCAAGCCAGGUCUGACCUUUCAGACAGCAAGGUCAUUCAGUCGGAUUUCACGUGUCUCAACGCAUUACCAGCCUCCCAAGGCGAGACAACUCAUCAGCAGCCCAUGCGGAAUGGUGCACCUUGACUUCGGCCCGGCUCCUGUGGCCACACGUUGGCGCCCUUUUCAGGUCUUUUGCGUGACAUCGCGCGUGCGUUUCGCCAGUGACAAUGUUGGCCUGCUGAGAGACGUUGUGAACCACUGGGCAGUGCAGGCGGUUGUCACUCUCACGGUCCUCACACACAAUUGACAUCCAGUCUUACACCAUUGGUUUUUUAUUAUGUUGUUGUUGUUUUUUUUUUUGUGGCUUUAUUGUCUAGGGGGAUAAUUCAAUUACUUAACAAACCAUUGAUUCAUGUCAAAUAUCUCUUUAUUAAACAAACAACUCUGAAAUUCUAACAGUCAAUCAUAUAAUUGCCCCAUCACUGUUAUCCAAGCUAUAACGAAACGCAACCCCAUUGCCCCCAUACCUAAAUACCUCACAAAAUACCAAGCACCUAGAAACAGCUACACACAUUUUCUCAACACCAAGCACGCACGCACGCACAAAACACGAACAACUCAUUAACAGGCGUAGGGGCGUCAUUUUGGGUAGGGCAGGGGGGGGCAUUACCCCACACCCCCAAUAUACAGGUUUUAUUUAAAUUGCUACGUACUGUGGCGCCUUCAAUAUUAAACAACUUAUUAAGCCGACCAAGUUUUGGUCUCGCCCGUCCCCCGAAAAGCCUGAAAUAAGGCCCUUAAACAGAAGUAGAAAAUAUUUAACAAUUUUUUUUAUUUCGUAGUGUCCACCACCCGUUAAUGAUGUAUUCUAAAACAAAUCUCAUUAAGGCCAAAUAAACAUUAAGACAUAUUAUUGUAUUGGAAUAGUCCAUGAUUGCUACUAACAUCUAAAUACAGUUUUCGCUAGAUUUUAAGGCUUCGGGUUUGCAUGCAAACAAACUAUAUGAAACAAUUGUGUAAAGUAAUGACCCUAUUUAUAGAAUGGAAUAUUAAUCCCCCCCCACCCCCAACCAAAAAAAAAACAAAAGAAAAAAAAGAAGAAAAAAACAAAACAACAACAAUGGAAUGGAGAGACAGAAAGGUGUGUGGGUAGCCAGUAACAUCAAGGUAACAUUUCAGAUUACAUCUCAUUGAUAUCUGAGUAGCUUCAUUGGUUUGGAUUUUAUCGUAAGGUUGUCGGAAGGGGAUUAAAACAUUCCACAAAUUAAGUAACAAAGUUUCAUUUACUCCAAAAAUGGAAUUAAAGGAAGCGGGAGAAAGCCAUUAUUUUUAAUCUAAUGCGCCUGUAACGUCAGACUCCAGAGUCCAUGAGAAAGCCAGUGAUGAGGAUAAAAUGAGAACCGAAAAGCAGAUUGAAACAGCCACGCGACGGGCCAGCUUAGUGCAGUGGUAACAGAUACCAACUCAUUAUGGUAUUACAUUCUCUACACACGCACGGCUGGACCGACGGGAUGCUAGCACGGGGUAGCAACGCCGAUGUCAUGUGGGAGGAGCAAUAUCAGUGUCAUGUGGGACUGAGGAGCAAUAUCAGUGUCAUGUGAGACUGAGGAGCAAUAUCAGUGUCAUGUGGGAGGAGCAAUAACAGUGUCAUGUGGGAGGAGCAAUAUCAGUGUCAUGUGGGAGGAGCAAUAACAAUGUCAUGUGGGAGGGAGGAGAAAUAUCAGUGUCAUGUGGGAGGGAGGAGAAAUGUCAGUGUCAUGUGGCAGGAGCACUAUCAGUGUCAUGUGGGAGGAGCAAUAUCAGUGUUAUGUGGGAGGAGCAAUAUCAAUGUCAUGUGGGAGGGAGGAGAAAUAUCAGUGUCAUGUUGGAGGAGCGCUAUCAGUGUCACGUGGGAGGAGCAAUAUCAAUGUCAUGUGGGAGAGAGGAGCAAUAUCAGUUUCAUGUGGGAGGAGCACUAUCAAUGUCAUGUGUGAGGAGCAAUAUCAAUUUCAUGUGGGAGGAGCAAUAUCAAUGUCAUGUGGGAGGAGCAAUAUCUGUUUCAAGUGGGAGGAGCAAUAUCAAUGUCAUGUGGGAGAGAGGAGCAAUAUCAGUUUCAUGUGGGAGGACCAUCAUCAAUUUCAUGUCGAAGGAGAAAUAUCAGUGUCAUGUGGGAGGAGCAAUAUCAGUUUCAUUUGGGAGGAGCACUAUCAAUGUCACGUGGGAGGAGCAAUAUCAAAGUCAUGUGGGAGGGAGGAGCAAUAUCAGUGUCAUGUGGGAGGAGCAAUAUCAGUGUCAUGUGGGAGGAGCAAUAUCAAUGUCAUGUGGGAGGGAGGAGAAAUAUCAGUGUCAUGUGGGAGGAGCAAUAUCAGUGUCAUGUGGGAGGAGUACUAUUAAUGUCAUGUGGGAGGGAGGAUAAAUAUCAGUGUCAUGUGGGAGGAGCACCAUCAGUGUCAUGUGGGAGGAGUACUAUCAAUGUCAUGUGGGAGGAGAAAUAUCAGUGUCAUGUGGGAGGAGCAAUAUCAGUUUCAUUUGGGAGGAGCACUAUCAAUGUCAUGUGGGAGGAGAAAUAUCAGUGUUAUGUGGAAGGAGCAACAUCAAAGUCAUGUGGGAGGGAGGAGCAAUAUCAUUGUCAUGUUGGGAGGAGCACUAUCAAUGUCAUGUGGGAGGAGCACUAUCAAUGUUAUGUGGGAGGACCACCAUCAAUAUCAUGUGGAAGGACCACUAUCAAUGACAUGUGGGAGGAGAAAUAUCAGUGGCAUGUGGGAGGAGCAAUAUCAGUGUCAUGUGGGAGGGAGGAGAAAUAUCAGUGGCAUGUGGGAGGAGCAAUAUCAGUGUCAUGUGGGAGGGAGGAGAAAUAUCAGUGUCAUGUGGGAGGAGCAAUAUCGUCAUGUGGGAGGAGUACUAUCAAUGUCAUGUGGGAGGAGUAAUAUCAAUGUUAUGUGGGAGGAGCACUAUCAAUGUCAUGUGGGAGGAGCAAUAUCAGUGUAAUGUGGGAGGAGCAAUAUCAAUGUCAUUUUUGAGGAGCAAUAUCGGUGUCAUGUUGGAGGGAGGAGCAAUAUCAGUGUCAUAUGGGAUAGGGGAGCAAUAUCAGUGUCAUGUGAGAGGGGAACAAAAAUGUCAUGUGGGAGGAGCAGCACCAAUGUCAUAUCUUUUUUUUCACUGUUUCAAAAACUUUGAUUAGUUCCACAUUAAUUGUUAUUUUUUUCAAUAUUAUUUUUAACGACUUUAUUGAUUUUGUUUGUAAACACCUAAACGGAUGUCAUGAUGUCAUAUGGUGGCCUCGAAGUUGUAAAAAGGAUUUCUGUCUCCUGAUUGAAUGUCUAGUUAAAUGUCUAAGUAAAGUAGAUUCUGAUAUUAUGAGAUCACCAAAAUACUGUCCGUGACUUGGCCUAUUUGAUUUAGCGACUGUAUAUACGGUUUCUCAUUACCCGGGGCUUUGGCUUAUUUUGCACUGCUUAUGCUGGCCUCGUAGGGAUAGCUAGCCAUAAUAUCCUUGUUGGAUAGCUAGCUAAUAAUAUCCUUGUUAGAUAGCUAGCUAAUAAUAUCCUUGUUGGAUAGCUAGCUAUAAUAUCCUUGUUGGAUAGCUAGCUAUAAUAUCCUUGUUGGAAUGCUAACUAAUAAUAUCCUUGUUGAAUAGCUAGCUAAUAAUAUCCUUGUUGAAUAGCUAGCUAUAAUAUCCUUGUUGGAUAGCUAACUAAUAAUAUCCUUGUUGAAUAGCUAGCUAAUAAUAUCCUUGUUGGAUAGCUAGCUAAUAAUAUCCUUGUUUGAUAGCUAGCUAACAAUACCCUUGUUGGAUAGCUAGCUAACAAUACCCUUGUUGGAUAGCUAGCUAACAAUACCCUUGUUGGAUAGCUAGCUAACAAUACCCUUGUUGGAUAGCUAGCUAACAAUACCCUUGUUGGAUAGCUAGCUAACAAUACCCUUGUUAAGCAAAAGCUGGAUAUUACCGCCUGCAGAAAAUAUAAUACUACAAGAGUCUUGCAUUCUUUCCAAGUCUCUAAAUCUAGCUUCGAAUAUGUCCCUAUAUUUUUGCAAGCAAAUGUUUCUAACCGUAUCCGGACAUUUGAUCGAACGGAAAUUUGGUCGAAAAUUUCUUUCGAUCAAAUUUCCGGUAACCGUUUCUAACAACUUUUAACAAGGAAUUCGCUUUGAAUAUUUAAUAACAAGGAAUCUUAAUGUAUGAUUCUAUAUUAUCUGUAUAUGUCUUAAUAUGUAGAUUUUAGACAUUUAAAAAAAUAAUACAACAUAAUAUAAAGAUUAGUUUUGACACAUGGACAUCUCGGGAUAAUCAAGUUUCUUAGAGCACAGGUUCCCAGCCCUUGGGAGAUGACCCCCAAAAGGGGUUGAGGGGGGGUGUAAGUGGGGGUCGCAGGUUGAAACAAUUGACAAAGAGGAGUAGUGGUUCUUUUAAUACUUUUUCUUUUCUUUUUUUAAAUUGGUGUAUUCUUACCCCCCUUUGACUGAUUGACAACUAGAACUCUAGGGUGGGCGAGGUCAAUGCUUUGCACUAAACUGUUUUUAAACGAAUAAUUUUGCGUAACUGUUUUUUAAUGUCAUGUUUCUUUUCUUUUUUUUUUUGGUCUUUUCUUUGAGCUAAUUUUUGUGUGAAACUCGGUGAGCCUAGCCCCAGCUUGUGGGUACCGCGCUAUAUAUAUAUAAAACCACUAAUAACAAUAAUAAUAUUAAAGUUUAAGGUGCAAUGUAAAACAUGGCAUUAAAUAUGUCACCUAUGACAUUAUACUGGGAAUUCAAGUUUGAAUAUGUUUUCCUUUCCAAGAAUUCGCCUCAUUUAAAAGCCAUUCUUAUCCAAUAUAUCGGGGUGACGGUCAUUUUCCGUCUAUACAAAUGUGGUCGUGGCUUGAAAAACGACUAAGAACUUGUGUACUAGAGGUAGAUAAACCGAGCUUAGCAGUUCAGCGCAAUCAACUCUAUUUUAUAGGUACUGUGGUAUAGUGACACUUUGUGAAAAUUUCUGACAACCUGUGACUUGCUGAAGUUAAAAAAAAAAAAAAAAAAAAAAAAUAAAUAAAAAAAAAAAAAAAAAAAAAAAAAAUACAUAUAAAAAAAAAAAAAAAAAAACAAGAAAAAUGUAUUCUAAAAAUGUGUACCCGGGAUUUCCCGAGAUGGGGACAAUUUCCCGGGAAGUCUUAUAUUGCUCACAAAAAAAUCGUGCAGGAUCCGGGGACCUCGGGAUCGAAAUCCUAAUGACGACAGUGACGCGGAGAUGAAAUGUUCAUUUCGUGGUCACUCCCCCAAGCUCUGGUGACUGAGGGUGCACGGGGGGUAUAAAGAGGUGGGGCGGGUAGAGGGGGGAGGGUUAUUUAUUCUUGCAGUAACUUAUGGUCAUCUGAGCUUUGUGUCAUCCCGGCUUAACACUGUGGGCCAUUUAUCAUAUCAUUGUAACAGCGUAUGGCAGGGGGAGAUAAUGAUACCUGCGGUAGGGGAGUGAAAGCAGGUGGGUGGUGGGUUGCGGGGGGGGGGGGGUCAUGGGGUAAUGGAGUAGAUGUUGCGGGCGAUGAGGGGAAUCAAACAUUCGCUAAUACUUGGGUUGUGGGGGGGGGGGGUGGUGGGUGGGGUGGGGGGGGUGGGGGGGGGGGGGGGGGUCAUGUGGUAAUAGAGUAGAUGUUGCGGGCGAUGAGUGGAAUCAAACAUUCGCUAAUACUUGGGUUGGAGAGUAUCGAGUUGUCAAACUAUUCAUUCCAUCUGUCAGAUCUUCCGUUUUGUAUUAUGUCUGACAAGGACAGAACAUGAGUCUUGGUGAAAAGAGAUUUUAUGGUAAUCAUUGGAAAAACACCCUAUGGAUGUCUGCUAACAAUAAGGCAGUCUAAGGGUAUCCUAGGGCCCGGCUACGCGCAUGAGGGAUUAGUUACUACCCAGGCCAUUCUCCUGUUACCGAUUUCAAGCUAUCAUAUUUUUUUUUCGAUUUCCCUUCAUAUUUCUAUCUACUGACAUAAUAACGGUCCCUACGUUGACAUAAGACAAUGCACAUUGGAGACAUUGAAUAGGCACACACAAAAAAUGUAUUUCAUUAUCUCCAUGGUAACGGCUUCUGUUUCGAGCAAAUUACCCGGUGUAUUCGUCAUGUAACAUCCAUGACUCCUGUAAUAUCAGUUUCCCCGUCUCAAUUCUCCAUUCAUUAUAGGCCCACAUAGAUUUAAUGAGUUCAGGGAAACUACCAAAAUCUAUAGGUUACUGAAACUGUACAAUGUAACGAAAGAAAAUAAUAACUCUUUAUGAAUUUUGAUUUUGCAUAGUGUACGAAACAUUGCAAUCACAGCAUCUCAUUUGAAUCAAUAAUGAAAAAUGGCAGAAUCAAUUUUAUGUCACAUUCUGUCCUUCUCUUUAUUGCCUUCAAUCAUUGUACGUGAGUGUAUCUAUUCGUCCAAUCGUGGGGGGGGGGGGCAAUAUCUUAUCUACAUAUAUAAAAAUGAAUGUAUGCAUGUAUGUAUGUCCCGUAUGCGCUACUCCACCAUUCAUGCGAUAAAUCUUGAGUGAGCUGUUGUUUACAAGUCCGAGCAUUUGUCUCAAUCAUUACAACCCUUUAAAAAUAUUCCGUUUUGGGUCGUUGCCCUUCAUUCGUUUUUUUUUCUUCCUUAUAUGAGAUUUGUAAAGAAUAAUUUCCGUAUGCGCUCCUACACCAUUGAUCAGAAUGCGAUAAAACUUUAGUGAGAUGUUGCGCGUACGCCCGUAAUGAUUACAACCAUUUUAAAACAUUCCGUUUCGGGCCGGCAGCCCUUACUUCAUUUUUUUCUUAAAUGAGUCAUGUAAAUAAUUUCAAAAAGAACGUAUGCAUUGGUGGAUGGAAUUUUAAUAAUAUACAAAUAGUGACAAUUCAAUUUUUGUGUGACAUAAUAAGUAGAUUUUUGAAAUAGUAGAACGAUUUUACAAUAUUCCGUUUUGGGGUCGCGGUCCCUGAAUUCGAUUGUAUUUCUUAUAUAAGCUGGUUAAAUAUAAUUUCUAACGGAGCUAUUGCAUGGGCGGACGGCAUUGAAUCAAAUACAAGCUGCGUCAUUUGGGUUUGUAUGUGACAUAAUAAGUAUGUUUCUGAAUUAGUAAAUCCAUUUUACAAUAUUCCGUUUGCAGCCGGGGGCCCUAACUUUUUAAUUUAUACUAAAUGAGCUAAUAUAACAAUAAUAAUAUUAAAGUUUCUGUGAAAAUCACGCUUCGUCCCCAAAGGCUCGAAGCGCAGUACAAAGUCAACCAUAUUAAAAGAGAAAUGAAAACAAAUCUAUAUUAUACCACAUUGAAAUACAAAAGGCAACAUUACAAAAACUACAUACGAGAAUACACAUUCUAAGUCUUUUAUACCUUGCAACCAUAAACAAACACAGGCCAAUAUACAUCUAGGAGACAAUAGCCAGCUAGUAAAGAUGGUAGACAACAUCACCCCAACAGGUGUUUGCGAAAUAGAUGUGUUUUCAAAUCGGUUUUGAAAGACUCCACUGUCUGGCUGUUUCUGAGAGCGUCAGGAAGUGUGUUCCAAAUUGUUGGGCCGGCAAAUGCGAGAGUGCGCCUUCCGUAAGUCUCCAGGUGAACACAUCGUAUCGAGAGUUUGCCACUAUCGGAUGAGCGGAGUUGUCUAGUGGGUACAUAAGGCGUCAUGAGCGCUUUGAGAUAGGACGGUUCCAGGUCAUGCAAGCAGCGGUAGCACAGAGUUGCAAUUUUGUACUCUAUGCGAGCGCGGCCCGGCAGUCAAUCCAGCUCUCUCAGGAGUGUUUUAGCAUGGUCAAAUUUGCGUUUGCGAAAAAAAUUGCGAGCCGCAUUAUUCUGUACUUUUUUAAUUCUACCCAAGAGCGUAGCUGGAAGACCCACCAUGACAGCUUUGCAGAAGUCCAAGCGUGAUAGCGAAAAUGCAGCCAUCAGCCUCUUUGUUGCAUCAAACGUUAAGAAAGGUUAUAUGACUAAUUCUGCGCAGCUCUAGAAAAUUGGCCUUGCAAAGCAUGUUAAUGGGAUUUUCCAUAGAUAGUGUUCUAUCCAAGUAGACACCCAGGUUUCACACUGUUUGAGCAAACGCAAUCUGUAUACCUGAGAGAGUAAGGGAUGGUGUGUUAUUUACAGAUUUUAGCUUUUGAGCGGUAGCAAUUGGGAUCAGCUGGGUAUUUUCAUCGAUCAAUUUGAGCUUGUUUAUGUUCAUCCAGCGCUUAACUGACUCCACUGUCUUCUGUGUCAUAAUAAGGUGUUGAACUGAGAGGGGAUCACGGACUGCUGAAGUUGUGUAUCAUCCGCGAACAUGUGAUAUAGCAUGUCAAACUGCUUGAUCACUGCACCCCAGGGGCUAAACGUACAUAGUGAAAAGCACCGGGCCUAGGACCACGCCCUGGGGUACUCCGAAUUCGAUAAUAGAUUCCUUCGAGGUCAAGCAGUUUGCAAUAACUGAUUGGACCCGAUUUGUCAGAUACGAGUGAAACCAUCUUAGGAGGGUAUCCGUAAAACCGAAAGUUUUUUGCAGACGCUGGAGAAGUCUGCCGUGGUCAAGCGUAUCGAACGCUGCCGAUAGAUCAAGUAACGACAAAAGUGAUACCUUGCCCUAACCACAAGAUGACAGAAGGUCAUUUACGACGCGCAACAGGGCUGUCUCAGUAGAGGGAUGCGCCCUGUAUGCUGACUGGAAAGUCUCAAACAAGUCGCAGUGAAUGAGGUGGUUCAGGAGCUGGUGGAGAACUACUUCCUCUAAAAUUUUUGGAUACAAAUGGUAGAUUUGAAACGGGGCGAUAAUUUUCCAACAUAUUUGGGUCAAGAUUUGCUUUUUGUUAGCAGUGGAGUUACAACCGCCUCUUCAAAAGAGGAUGAGACAAUACCAGUUUUCAAUAAAUAUAAAUAUAAUUUCAAAAAUAGCUAUUGCAUGUGUGGAUCAAUUGCUACAAGUGUGUGGACUAAAUUUUGAAAAGGUAUGCUUCUCACGUGGACAGCUGUGUGCUGUCUGCUCACGCUUCGAAAAAACCUUCUAAUUCAUUCGAGUACGCAACAGACUUUAAAAAAAAUAAAUAUUGUCUAUAUAAAAUACUUUAAAAAGCAUAAUUGAAACACAAACACUUUAUUUCUUUGAGUGGCAUUGCAACGCAUGCCGGGUACUCGCUAGUCUUAUUAAUAAAAUAUACAUCUGGCCCUGUCACAAACUGGACUACUCUCUAAACACAUGGCCGCCUGCCCUUUCAUAAACUGGACUACUUCCUAAACACAUGGCUGCCUGCCCUUUCAUCAACCGGACUACUUUCUAAACACAUGGCUGCCUGCCCUAGUUUAUAUUCUAAAAUUAUUUUCUGUAAUACUUGUAAUGAAUAUGGAAGAAUUAUUCAAAUCACCGCCCAAUCGUUUAGAUUGACAAAGACAAACGCCAGGUUAGGUCAGCAGACUACACACCCCAAGAUGGAUUAGUUAUCCUCACUUAAAGUCUUAUUCAAAGGUUCCAGCUAACCUCUUUGACGCCCCACACUCACUCCCUUACAGCGCUCCCCCCUCCCCCCUCCAUUCCAAAUACAAACAGUUCACCCCAUCCACGUUAGAUAUCAAUAAAACACAAAGUUUAGUUUACUUCUACAUUUCCGAUGGAAAUAAAUAAAACAUUGAAUUUAUUUAAAGUUGACAUUCACGAUACAGAAUAAACACUUGGCCGACGGGAAAUAGCACUAAAAUAGGAAUAAAUCUUUCCACAUCCUGAAAAUGUCCUGGACCGGAAAUGGGCCCAUACUCUUUGAUUCCAAUGUUACACAAAAUGUACUUUCCCUGGCUCUUCAACUUUAAUCUCGUUUGCAGUGAAAUCCCGUUCACCCGGGACGGAUUUAUGUACCUACAUUUAGAAACAUUCCAUGGGAGAUCGAUUCACCAAUCAUGAUUCCCUUUUAAUCUCAACCAGCUCUCCGGCCAUCAGGAUGUCAAAGUGAUGGAUAUCACAGGAUGUCCAAGUGAUGGAUAUCAUACCGCGCUUCUCUGAGAGGACUCUCCCCCCCCACCCCCGACCCACCCCAACCCCUUCCUUUACAAUGUCCAUUUUUUUCGCUCUGCUGUCUCAUCACCAAAGAGCUAAAUCCAGAUUGUCCCCCCCUUCCAAUGAGCUUUGACCGCUGCCCAAUUUCAGAACUCUCGCCUACGCCAUUACUGAAGAGAAAAUUCACUGUCGCAAAAUGACAUUGCGUAUCGCGUUGCAGAACAAAAUUGGGAGGGAAAGGGGGGAGGGGGAGUGAAAAAAACAAGUCAACGCUGGGAUGGAUUUCUGGAAUCUACUCUGGAAACAGAGUGCUGGAAAUGCUUGCAAGUUAAUAGGAAAAGAACGGAACCGGCUACACAUUAACGGGGGCCCAGACCCGAUCUCGUGCAAUUUGUAUCACUUUUCGAUCAUCGGUCCAUCUCGACCGGGUCUCCUCCGUACGGGCCCGCCGCGUGCCGCCGCUGUUCCCGGCUGCCACCCGAUACCGGGAGUUAAAAGCCAGGAAAUGGCGUCCGUCGUUUCCUCGAGUAUUCUGACAGUCGGAUUGCCCUCGGCAGUACUCGGGCAGUGUAAUUAACACGGCCGUGCUCGGCGCGGUGUGUGUUUUUAUUGUUAUGAUUAUAGUAAAUAGCUGGCUUUCACUGGGGCUCCAUACAGAGCUUAGGGGCACCUCCUUGAGGCCCAGCUUGAAACAAACGGUCAGUUCAUUCAUGCGCCACUGACCCAUUCUUUGUACUCUUAGUAUUAGUUCAUUAAGCUUGUUUGCUUGUGCGGUGGUGGUGUUGUUGUUAUUUUUAAAAUUCAUCCUGGAAAUAAUAACUUUCUCCUAAGGAGAUCUGUUUGAUAUAAGACAUCGAUUAUCAAUUUGAACAUUAAUUGUGUUAUGUACUUGGAAAUUGAAUCAUCCUACAAUUUCAGUUAGUUCUUCCCUAUCACACCACUUGGACUCUACACCAGAUUACAACACCGUGAUCCCCAUGUAAUAUUAUAAUUUGGCACUAAAGCGUUAUGAGACUGAGGACCACUGAAUUUCAAAAGCAUUUGGGUAAAAAAAAAAAUCACCUUACACCAGGAAAUUUAAAAUCGUUCGGUGGCGUUGAAGUUUUUAAAAAACAAUUUUUCGUGUCAACACUAUUUAGUAUAUUUUAUUUAUUUCGUUUGUUCGUUUUUGCUGUUUAUUUGUGUUUUUUGUUGUUGUUUUUUUUUUUUUUUUUUUUUUUUUUUUUAAAGUUUUGCUAUUUAUUUAUGUCCGGCUAUGAGAUGCCUUACUCGAUCCUAUGAUGCAUUUAGUCAUUCCAACGUUGUAGUCCUAAUCUGUACCGUUUCCACCUCACGACUACAGAGGACCAGUGAUGUACUUGUAAAGACAGUACGAGUGAAGCAAUUACUUUCGUGCUGACGUAAGCUAAGUCAUCGCCCAAUUGGGUGUGCGUGCGCCAGACACAUUUUUAACAUCAAUUUCUGAGGGUAUUUUUAUACAAAGGAUUUUGUGUAGUUUUUUAAAAAAUUUUGUGUUUUUUUUAUUUUGUUGUGUUUUUUGUUUGUUUUUUUGUCAGCGCGGCAGUGUUUCUCCUUAGCGGACUAGGCUAUUUUGAGUUUGCAAGAUGGAGAACAAAUAUCUGACUAUAGAGAACAAAUAUCUGACUAUAGAGAACAAAUAUCUGACUAUAGAGAACAAAUAUCUGACUAUAGAGAACAAAUAUCUGACUAUAGAGAACAAAUAUCUGACUAUAGAGAACAAAUAUCUGACUAUAGAGAACAAAUAUCUGACUAUAGAGAACAAAUAUCUGACUAUAGAGAACAAAUAUCUGACUAUAGAGAACAAAUAUCUGACUAUAGAGAACAAAUAUCUGACUAUAGAGAACAAAUAUCUUACUAUAGAGAACAAAUAUCUGACUAUAGAGAACAAAUAUCUGACUAUAGAGAACAAAUAUCUGACUAUAGAGAACAAAUAUCUGACUAUAGAGAGCAAAUAUCUGACUAUAGAGAGCAAAUAUCUGACUAUAGAGAGCAAAUAUCUGACUAUAGAGAGCAAAUAUCUGACUAUAGAGAACAAAUAUCUGACUAUAGAGAACAAAUAUCUGACUAUAGAGAGCAAAUAUCUGACUAUAGAGAGAAAAUAUCUGACUAUAGAGAGCAAAUAUCUGACUAUAGAGAACAAAUAUCUGACUAUAGAGAACAAAUAUCUGACUAUAGAGAACAAAUAUCUGACUAUAGAGAACAAAUAUCAGACUAUAGAGAACAAAUAUCUGACUUUAAACAAAAAAUUGUGUGAGGUGGUCAUAAUGCUCAGAAAAAAUGUUGCAUAACUUUUGGAGACUGUUAUUUUGAUUUUCAACCUAAGAAAUGUUGAUGCAUUCAACACGUUGUUUCACGCCGAUACAUUUCAAUGUGAUCACUCAAUGUUAGUUCACUUUUUCAUCACCUUAACAACCCACCCACCCUUCCCUUCCCCCCCCCCCCCCCCCCCCCCCCACUUUUUUUUUUUUUUUUUUUUUAAAUUCCCCAAAAACAUUCAAGAUUCUAUCUAAUCUACUGAAAAGCGCGGGGGAGGGAAUUUGUCCUUUAUUUUUUGAUUUUUGGAUUUUUUUUUUGGGGGGGGGGGGAGCUUUCUUUUUAUUUAGAAGAAAAUAGAUUAUGGGAGAGGUGUUAUUUUUUAGCUUGGUCACGUGUCUACAAUUAUAUGUUCACUUUACGUCUGUGACACUCUCCAGGCGUGCUGCCAGUGAGGUAUGGAAUUGAGAGCCAUUUGAUGUCCAGAUCGCAUCUCUUCCACGAGCCGGGGUUCUCCGAGGGGGAGAGCAUUCUGCAGGUGAGUGAAAGGUCAAAGUUGUCUGCCGCUGAUAAAGCAUUUUGUUUAGCUUUUGUUUCUCGUAUGUUUUCAGAAGUUAUCUCUUCGAGCACGUGCCGGCAUACGGCCUUGACAUCAGUAAGUUAAGCCCGUGUUCGGGGGGGGGGUGGGGGUGGGGGGUGGGAAGGAGACAGGAAAUGACGUCAAACGAAUGCUUCCAGUCGUCGAAAAGUUUUCAUUGAGAUGGCUUUAAAGUCACGAGCCAUCCAUCUAGAUAACGUGACGCUGUCAGAGGUCAAAGGUUGAUACUGACGGACAAAGAGCCCGGCGACCUCUGGUGUUAAUUAACUUCAAACAGUCGUUAAGCCGCACAAUAGUAUUGAAUAUGUCCCAACACCCAGUUAAUCUAGAAACACUGUCAUGGACGUCGAUAAUGCAAUUAAGCUAAGGGCGCCAAGUGUGUAGGUUUCGACCCAAGCGACCUCAUGCCUCUCACAAUAAUCGUACAGAUUGAUGAUAAACCAGGUGUCUCAUUAAGACCCCACGGUACAAUAUUUUAUAAUAUAUAUAUGGACACAUACACAGGACGGUAGUUGGGACGAAGUUAAAUGUGCCAUUAUGACUGUCACCUUGCCAGAUGAAACUGUGUGUCAUAUUGAGCUUAACCACGCUAAUACGAAGGUCAAUUUAAUCAUGACAUGCCUCGACAGGUGCCGAGCAGACUUUGCAUUAAACAUUUAGAAACAUGACCCAAUGAAGUGUAAACACAUUCAAAAAGACUUCAGCAGCCAAGCAAUGUCGCGGAGAUUGAAAUAUGUGUCACUAUAAGGAAUGAAACUUUUGAAUCCAUUUUUAUUUUAUUCUGACACAAGUGUCGUUUAUUUUGUACUGACACAUAUGACAUAAGUGUCGUUAUUUUGUACUGACACAAAUGACAUAAGUGUCGUUAUUUUGUACUGACACAUAUGACAUAAGUGUCGUUAUUUUGUACUGACACAUAUGACAUAAGUGUCGUUAUUCUGUACUGACACAUAUGACACAAGUGUCGUUAUUUUGUACUGACACAUAUGACAUAAGUGUCGUUAUUUUGUACUGACGCAUAUGUUGUAGUUCUGUACUUUUACCUUACCCCCUUUUUUUUUGUCUCCGCAUAGUGUUAAUUCAGGGGGGACGUUCCUUGUAUAGAUUGAUUUUGUGUUUCAGGCACUCUAUGGAUUUCUCUUUGUUGUCACGUGCGAUGGGGAAGUGUUUUUUGCAUCAAGAACCGUUGAGCAGUACCUCGGGUUCCACCAGGUGAGUAAAAUCAGGCUUUGAGAACCGUUGACCAUUACCCGGGGUUCCACUAGGUGAGUGCAAGACUGGCUUUGAGAACCAUUGAACAGUCCCUGGGGCUCCACCAGGUGACUACAAACCAGGCUCUGAGAACCGUUGAGCAGUACCUGGGGUUCCACUAGGUGACUACUAGCCUGGCUCUGAGAACCGUUGAGCAGUACCUGGGGUUCCACUAGGUGACUACUAGCCUGGCUCUGAGAACCGUUGAGCAGUACCUGGGGUUCCACUAGGUGAAUACUAGCCUGGCUCUGAGAACCGUUGAGCAGUACCUGGAAUUCCACUAGGUGACUACUAGCCUGGCUCUGAGAACCGUUGAGCAGUACCUGGGGUUCCACUAGGUGACUACUAGCCUGGCUCUGAGAACCGUUGAGCAGUACCUGGGGUUCCACUAGGUGACUACUAGCCUGGCUCUGAGAACCGUUGAGCAGUACCUGGGGUUCCACUAGGUGACUACUAGCCUGGCUCUGAGAACCGUUGAGCAGUACCUGGGGUUCCACUAGGUGACUACUAGCCUGGCUCUGAGAACCGUUGAGCAGUACCUGGGGUUCCACCAAGUGAGUACAAUCCUGGUUUUUAGAACCGAAAUUCACCAAAAAAAUUAAAUGAUAUCUUUAACAAAAACACCAAUUAUGAUAUUUAACAAAUAAAACAAUUAUGACAUUUAACAUAUACACCGAUUAUGUCAUUUAACAGAUACACCUAUUAUGACGUUUAACAAAUGCACAAAUUAUGACAUUAAACAAAUACAUCAAAUAUGACAUUUAAUAAACAUACAAAUUAGAAUAUUUAACAAACACAACAAUUAUGACAUUUAACAAACACAUCAAUUAUAGCAUCUAACAAACUUAAACAAUGAAGAUAUUCAAAAACACACCAAUUAUGACAUUUAACAAACACACCAAUUAUGACAUGUAACAAAAACACCAUUUAUGACAUUUAACAAACACACCAAUUAUGUCAUUUAACAAAUACAACAAUUAAGAUAUUCAACAACUACUACAUUUAUGACAUUAAAAAAAUGCAUCAAAUAUGACAUUUAAUAAACAUACUAAUUAGAAUAUUUAACAAACACAACACUUAUGACGUGUAACAAAUAAAAAAAUUAUGACAUUUAACAAACACACAAAUUAUGACAUUUAACAAACACAACAAUUAAGAUAUUCAACAUAUACACCAUAUAUGACAUUUAACAAACACACCAGAUAUGACAUUUAACAAACACACCAAUUAUGAUAUGUAACAAAAACACUAAUUAUGACAUUUAACAAAAACACCAUUGAUGACAUGUAACAAAUACACAAUUUAUGAAAUUUAACAAAUACACCAGACAGGUAACAAAUACCCCAUUUAUAACAUGUAACAAAUACACCAUGUCUGACAUUUAACAAACACACCAAUUAUGACAUGUAACAAAUACAUCAAUUAUGACUUUUAACUAACACAACAAUUAUAACAUUUACCAAACACAACAAUCAUGAUAUUCAACAAACACAACAAUUAUGACAUUUAACAAACUUAUCACUUAACAAGUUAAGAAUAAUUUAUACGAAAUUAGCCAAGCAUAAAAUCUAUAUUAUCCUUUCUCUGUCAUCAUGCCACGGUCUCAUCUUACCAAAAGUUACUUUCACGGUCUCUUCUUACAAAUAAUUACUUUCUCUGUCUCAUCUUACCAAAAGUUACUUUCUCUGUCUCGUCUUUCCAAGAGUUACUUUCUCUGUCUCAUCUUACCAAAAGUUACUUUCUCUGUCUCAUCUUACUAUCUUUCACGAUCACAUACAGGGGUAAAAACUUAUCUCAACACGUGACUUCACCUCGGGCUAAUUUCACUAUAAAAUAAUGUACACAUACAAACACAAUAACCUCCACAGAAAGCCCACCCAAAUUCUCCCGUUGUAGUUCCUAGCUGCUCCCGUGUCAUGUUUCUCUUUGAGACGCUUCUAAAACAUUUCUCUCAAACGCUUGUGACAGAUUUUUCUAAAAGAACAUACGGUGAUCGUUAUCUUUUUAAGACCGGUUUUUUUUUUCCCGCCACGUCUCUUCUGUGAAGUUUGUGAAAAGGACUUUACCAGAGCUGGUGACGUCCAAGAUGGUAGACUCUAUCAGAAUUGGUGACUUCCGAAAUGGUAGACCUUAUCAGAAUUGGUGACUUCCAAGAUAGUACAAUCCGCUUUUCAGAAAAGAAAUGUAAAUACCGAAUCAGCGUGUAGAAGAUAAAGCUAUUUUGUAUAUAACCGCCUACCAAAGAUGUGACCCCCCAGAUCGCGACGCGAGAUAAAUUCAAACGUCUGGAAAUUUAAAUGAAUUAUAUUUAAUUAAAUAGCUUUGUGAAUCAAGUUGGGUCAUGCCCACAUCGCUCACAUCAUUGGUCGUAUAAACAGCAUAUCGCUGUGAAAGAGGUUCCAUUUUUUUAAAAAAUAAUAAUUUUAUAUAAAAAGUAUACUUGAAACGAUCGCGUGUGUGGGGUGGGGGGGGGGGGGGUCAAAGAGGAUUAAAUCUAUCGAAAAAAAAAAAAAAAAUCCAAAAAAAAAAAAAANUGUUUCCAUCUUCAAAGCUCCAUUUUGUAUUCAGUACAACUGACGAGUGUUUCCAUCUUCAAAGCUCCAUUUUGUAUUCAGUACAACUGACGAGUGUUUCCAUCUUCAAAGCUCCAUUUUGUAUUCAGUACAACUGACGAGUGUUUCCAUCUUCAAAGCUCCAUUUUGUAUUCAGUACAACUGACGAGUGUUUCCAUCUUCAAAGCUCCAUUUUGUAUUCAGUACAACUGACGAGUGUUUCCAUCUUCAAAGCUCCAUUUUGUAUUCAGUACAACUGACGAGUGUUUCCAUCUUCAAAGCUCCAUUUUGUAUUCAGUACAACUGACGAGUGUUUCCAUCUUCAAAGCUCCAUUUUGUAUUCAGUACAACUGACGAGUGUUUCCAUCUUCAAAGCUCCAUUUUGUAUUCAGUACAACUGACGAGUGUUUCCAUCUUCAAAGCUCCAUGUUUCAAAACUAGCGGGUGGGGGGGAUGGGAUUGCGGGCUUAGUGUGUUGAGGGUGGGUUGGAGGAGAUAGGAUGAGGGUGAGAGAGUGCAGAAGUUGGGUUGGAGGAGAUCGGGUAGGGGGAGAUGGGUAGAUGAGGUGCGGUUAGCGGGUACCCAUCCUUACGAAAGAAACUGUCAUGAUUCGGAUGAUCGAGACUCGAACGCGACACCUUCGUUAAUUAAGCCAGUCGUCUGCAGUACCUCGGCCAACACACUCCGAACUGACAUUCAAUUCAGCAACGCACGCCACUUACGACAUAAUUGCCCCACCCCCUAGACCACUGUAAUUGAAUCAUUGUCAUCAGAUAUCAGUGCGGUGCAUAUGUGGUCAACACCUCUCCUGGCCUAUUAACAAACUCUGGUUAUGAGAUACACAUAUAAUUGUAGCGUCCGGGCGGCUUUUCAAACGUGUUUACAAUUUGAUCCGUCAUGGCACUCUGAGAGUGAUGGUUUGAACCAAAUACGUCAUGGCACUCUGAGAGUGAUGGUUUGAAACAAAUACGUCAUGGCACUCUGAGAGUGAUGGUUUGAACCAAAUACGUCAUGGCACUCUGAGAGGGAUGGUUUGAACAAAAUAUGUCACGGCACUCUGAGAGUGAUGGUUUGAACCAAAUACGUCACGGCACUCUGAGAAUGAUGGUUUGAACCAAAUACUUCACGGCACUCUGGGAGUGAUGGUUUGAACCAAAUGGGUCAUGGCACUCUGAGAGUGAUGGUUUGAACCAAAUACGUCACGGCACUCUGAGAGUGAUGGUUUGAACCAAAUACGUCACGGCACUCUGAGAGUGAUGGUUUGAACCAAAUACUUCACGGCACUCUGGGAGUGAUGGUUUGAACCAAAUGCGUCAUGGCACUCUGAGAGUGAUGGUUUGAACCAAAUACGUCACGGCACUCUGAGAGUGAUGGUUUGAACCAAAUACGUCACGGCACUCUGAGAGUGAUGGUUUGAACCAAAUACGUCACGGCACUCUGAGAGUGAUGGUUUGAACCAUAUACUUCACGGCACUCUGGGAGUGAUGGUUUGAACCAAAUGCGUCAUGGCACUCUGAGAGUGAUGGUUUGAACCAAAUACUUCAUGGCACUCUGAGGGUAAUGGUUUGAACCAAAUACGUCAUGGCACUCUGAGAGUGAUGAACCAAAUACGUCAUGGCACUCUGAGAGAGAUGGUUUGAACCAAAUACGUCAUGGUACUCUGAGGGUGAUGGUUUGAACCAAAUACGUCAUGGCACUCUGAGGGUUAUGGUUUGAACCAAAUACGUCAUGACACUCUGGGAGUGAUGGUUUGAACCAAACACGUGAUGGCACUAUGAGGGUGAUGGUUUGAACCAAAUACGUCAUGGCACUCUGAGGGUGAUGGUUUGAACCAAAUACGUCAUGGCACUCUGAGGGUGAUCGUUUGAACCAAAAACGUGCCUGGGGUGGGGUGCUAGUGGAGUUUGCAAAAUUGUAUCCCAUUUUUAUAGUGAGUUUAUAAAGUACUCCCCCUAGCAAAUAAAAUAUGCAUUUACUCCAAAGAAUUCCAACCUGACUCACUCUCCUUUUAUGAAAACAGUGUCUGAAUCCGUCACUGUUCCCCACCACCACCUCCUCCCGUCACUGUUCCCCACCACCACCUCCCUGUCACUGUUCCCCUUCCCCUCUCUUGUCCCAUUUCCCUGUUCCUGUUCCCCGCCACUGUCCCUCAUUCCUGUUCCCCCGUCACCUUACCCGGUCAUUGUGCCCCAUUCCUGUUCUCCACCACUGUCCCCCAGUCCUGUAUGCUGUCACUGUCCCCCUAUUCCUGGUCCCCCGCCACCUUACCCUGUCACUGUCCCCCCCUUCCUGGUCCCCCGCCACCUUACCCGGUCAUUGUCCCCCAUUCCUGUUCUCCACCACUGUCCCCCAGUCCUGUACCCUGUCACUCUCCCCCCAUUCCUGGUCCCCCGCCACCUUACCCUGUCACUGUCCCCCCAUUCCUGUUGCCCCGCCACCCUACCCUGUCACUCCCCCCCCCAUUCCUGUUCCCCCGCCACUGUCCCGCCCCCAACCACUUUACCCCGUCACUGUCUCCCGUCCCAGUCCCCCGUCAUCGUUCACCAAUGUGAUGUAGCACAACGAGGUAAUUAUCUGAGCCCGACGUUUCCACGUGGCGUCAUACGACACUGACAAGAUGGCGUUGACACGCGCUGCUCGGAAGUUGCGCAAAAAACACAAAAACAAAUCGUUUUCAAUGACAUCAAUCAGACGGAGUCAACGGAUGUCUCUUCUCUGCUAGAGUGAGAACAAUCGACUAUCACCGACUCUGGCUUCAAUGUGGCAAGGAAAAAAUGUGAGAAUAAAUCAAUUUUUAUGACGUAAUUUGAUAUUGCGUGUCUAAGAUUAAAAUUCGCUAUGUACAUAAAAUUAUGUUAACUAGACUGACAUUCCUUUUAUAUUAUUUGUUGUUGAGACGAGGUCUUCUUAAUGUUUCUUGUAUGUGGGAUUUGGGAACUUAAUGGACUUGAUCAAUAUUUGUAGCAAGGCUGUGGAGAAUCUAGAAAAACUAACAAGAGAAACUCGAAAUUACAUUUGGUAUGGAUGAACUUGCUAUAAUAUAUUCGGUGCAUCCUUGUGAGAAACAACAAUUUAACGAAGUGAAAUCACAUGAACGCAAAAAUUAACACAUACAAAUUAUUCCAAGCGUUCAGUUUUCAAAUAUCAAAUAUCGCAAUAAGGUAUUUAAAUAGAGAAAUGAAUGAAAUGGAUAAAUGAAGUGUUUAAAUAGUUAAAUACAGUGUUUAAAUACACACAGACAUUGUUUAAAUAGAGAAAUAAAAUGUUUGAAUUUAGAAAUGAGGCAUUUCGGAUUGUGGCGUACCAGACAGACAUGACUUAAUUUACUCAAUCACGUGAUCACUUUGAAACGCUAUAUUGUUUUCACAUUCAAAUCGAACACCUAACCAUAAACAUCAAUGAGAGGGUCGCCCUAGAAUCCACUCAAUUUUUUGCCAGGCUUUAGAGCCGUGUCCAAUCAACACCAAGCUAUGUGCUCAAUGUCAGCUUUGUAACACUGCCUAAUCCAGAGUUAUAUCCAGAUCACUGUGCGAUGUCAAGCCAAACAAAAACUAUGUCAAGCCAAACAAAAACUAUGUCAAGCCAAAACAAAACUAUGUCAAGCCAAAACAAAACUAUGUCAAACCAAAACAAAACUAUGUCAAACCAAAACAAAACUAUGUCAAACCAAAACAAAACUAUGUCAAACCAAAACAAAACUAUGUCAAACCAAAACAAAACUAUGUCAAACCAAAACAAAACUAUGUCAAGCCAAAACAAAACUAUGUCAAACCAAAACAAAACUAUGUCAAGCCAAACAAAACUAUGUCACGCCAAACAAAAUUAUGUCAAACCAAUUAAAACUAUGUCAAACCAAAAAAAUAACUAUGUCACGCCAAACAAAACUAUGUCAAGCUAAACAAAACCAUGUUAAGACAAACAAAACUAUGUCAAGCCAAAGCAAAACUAUGUCAAGCCAAACAAAACCAUGUUAAGACAAACAAAACUAUGUCAAGCCAAACAAAACCAUGUCAAGCCAAACAAAACUAUCUCAAGCCAAAACAAAACUAUGUCAAGCCAAACAAAACCAUGUUAAGACAAACAAAACUAUGUCAAGCCAAAACAAAACUAUGAUAAACCAAAUAAAACUAUGUCAAGCCAAAACAAAACUAUGAUAAACCAAACAAAACUAUGUCAAGCCAAAACAAAACUAUGAUAAAACAAACAAAACUAUGGCAAGCCAAAACAAAACUAUAUCAAGCCAAAACAAAACUAUGAUAAACCAAACAAAACUAUGUCAAGCCAAAAAAAAAACUGUGGCAAGCCAAAACAAAACCGUGGCAAGCCAAAACAAAACUAUGAUAAACCAAACAAAACUAUGUCAAGCCAAAUCAAAACUAUGGCAAGCCAAAACAAAACUAUCAUAAACCAAACAAAACUAUGAUAAACCAAACAAAACUAUGCCAAGCCAAAACAAAACUAUGAUAAACCAAACAAAACUAUGGCAAGGCAAAACAAAACUAUGAUAAACCAAACAAAACUAUGUCAAGCCAAACAAAACUAUGUCAAGCCAAAACAAAACUAUGAUAAACCAAAAAAAACUAUGUCAAGCCAAACAAAACUAUGGCAAGCCAAAAUAAAACUAUGUCAAGCCAAACAAAACUAUGUCAAGCCAAACAAAACUAUGUCAAGCCAAACAAAACUAUGUCAAGCCAAAACAAAACUAUGUCAAGCCAAAACAAAACUAUGUCAAGCCAAACAAAACUAUGUCAAGCCAAACAAAACUAUGUCAAGCCAAACAAAACUAUGUCAAGCCAAAACAAAACUAUGUCAAGCCAAACAAAACUAUGAUGAACCAAACAAAACUAUGUCAAGCCAAACAAAACUAUGAUAAACCAAACAAAACUAUGUCAAGCCAAACAAAACUAUGUCAAGCCAAACAAAACUAUUUCAAGCCAAACAAAACUAUGUCAAGCCAAACAAAACUAUGAUAAGCCAAACAAAACUAUGUCAAGCCAAACAAAACUAUGUCAAGCCAAACAAAACUAUGUCAAGCUAAACAAAACUAUGAUAAGCCAAACAAAACUAUGUCAAGCCAAACAAAACUAUGUCAAGCCAAACAAAACUAUGUCAAGCCAAAACAAAACUAUGUUUUUUUAAGUAAACCGCCCAAAUGCAAACUACAAACAUCUGUCAAAAUAUUUUUUUAAAAAUAAAAUGAUUAAAUACUUAAUAAACUUUAUUCUUUUAUAUAUUGUGUAGCUUAAUUGUCCCCCCCCCCUCCCCAACCCCCUGUACUUAGAAUGAGAAUAUAUUUAAAGAAAUUAAUCUGAAAACGUUAGACACGAGACACUUAAAACAAACUCUAACGUUAGCAGUGUCAAAUCUCUAGAGGAUAUUUAUUUAUUGAUUUAUUGAUUUAGGUAUUUUUAUAUAGCGCUUAUCUUACAGCUCUAAGCGCUUUACAAUUAUUAAAAAACAUGUAACCUAUUUAAACUGCCUAAGAAAAAUAAAAAUGAAAAACCAGAGACACCAGAAUAGUAACUACUAUAUUAAAAAUGACUAUAGAAACAGUAGCUUAAACAUUAAAAUGGCUAUAAGAACUAGUACACUUUGGCACGUUUUGGCCUAUGCUACAGGAUCAAUCACUUCCAACACAAUGUCAUUUCAUUAACCCUGGUCUGUCAAGGUGAUCAAACCGUUCGGCUUUUUGAGACUCUAGCAUCAUGAUGUGUUAAUAUGUUUGUUAAAUGGUUUAUACCAAAGUCUUGUCAGAUAAAUGUAUACCUCCUAUAUGACUCCUCGAAUCCUGUUCUGCAAGUCACAUUCCCACCCAUAAGCCACCAUUUCUUACGCUGACCGAAGUCCUAUUAACCAUCAACCCCCCCCAACCCCCCCAACCCUUACUUUCAUUUUAAUUAAAAAGAAAAAAAUCCGCACGAACUCACACCCACAUGUUACCUCCAAAAUUGAUCGACCCUUAAAAAUCUCCAACGAAAAACUUUAUUGCGUCCUUCUUUUCUCCUGUCACCGUCCUGCCCAGUUGCAUUAUUUCACUGGCACUCAAUGUAAACACAAUACAACGCUGUACUUGUCACCGUAUCGGAAAUCCCCGGUAACUGGAGUAGAUCAAUGCACGGUGCUCAAGCUGUUUUUUUUCCCCACCACCCAAAAUUUUUUUCCGCUUACUUUAUGAUAGGCAGGUGCGCAUCAGGCGUUUUCUUCUGACUUAAUCUCUAACCGACAAAAUUACUCAAUCUGGGAGGGCCCCGGGCACACUGUUGGACGGAACUGCUCGGCCAACAAAACGCCCUUUCUACGCUCCGCCAAAGAGGCAACAAAGCUUUUUACAACGAGCCUCCACCCUUCUCCUAUCCAACGCCGAUCUUAAUGGGAGUUACGGGCCCUACAGGAACUUGUCCAGGGUCCCGCGAAACAGGCCUAAUCUCUAGGAACACUUCUAGAGUAGACGCCAAUCUCGGUAAGAUAUGAUUUAUGGGAGACAACUAUAAAAUCACGGGGCGGCCCCUGAAUGGGCGGCCCUUAUAGCAGCAAUUAAUUAACCAUAACUCCGCGUCGCCCAGCGUCAGAGUUUGGUUGGAGUUAAGGGUAUCGGUGUCCCGGGGGAGUCCUAACAUUGCCAAACAAGCUUUCCGAGAUGGCGCCCUAGUGACAACUGCGACAAUUAAAACACAGAACGUGACGUGGGUGGGACCGGGGAAAGGGCGGGGGGGGGGGCGUUAGACGAUACGCUUAUGUUGCGUCUACAGACAAAUUAUGUUGUAAGCAUAGAUGUGAUGGUUAGGGGAUUGAUGAACUGAUCAAUUGAUUUAAGGUCAAGGUUUAAAGGUUUCACCUUAAAGAAAGGUAAAACAAAAACGUUUGGGAGUAGAGAAAAGUGGUAAACACAGAACGUGACGUGGGUGGGACCGGGGAAAGGGCGGGGGGGGGGCGUUAGACGAUACGCUUAUGUUGCGUCUACAGACAAAUUAUGUUGUACGCAUAGAUGUGUUGGUUAGUGGAUUGAUGAACUGAUCUAUUGAUUUAAGGUCAAGGUUGAAAGGUUUCACCUUAGAGAAAGGUAGAACAAUAACGUUUUGGAGUAGAGAAAAGUGGGACUUUUCUGGGGAUACAAAUUUUACCUGAAUGUCGAACGAAUUUAUUUAAACUUUAAAAAAAAAAAAAUUAAAAAGCGAUUGAAUCUGGCAUUAAGAUUAAUAUUUUAAUCAAACAAAACGAAAUAUUUCAAGUAAUUAUUGUUUUAAAAACCAUUUUCCAAUCGUGAGAUAAAGAAAGAGAUUGAACAAGUCGAUGCACGGUCUCAACAAACACUGAAAUGUUUCAUUAGUGAAGACAGACCUAGAGUCUACUUUAAACUAGAAAGAUCAAAGCAUGAAAUACAAAAUGAAAUUGUUUAUAAAAGAAAUGAAGGGUUCAAAUAAUUUGAAAGUUAUUGUUAUUAUUUUUAUAAUCAUUAUUAUUAUUAUUAUAAUUAUCAUGAGUACUAUUGUUAUUAUCAUUGUUAUUAUUAUUAUGACAAAAGUUCUUAUUUAAUUACAGUGCACUUGGUAUCAUACACAAAAAGCUGUGGUAAAAAAAAUCAAACUUUAAUUUCAGACAUAGUGAGUAGUGCUAGUCAAACUAAACUGACGUCACUAAGGUCCAGGGCCUGCUCAUGUAUCGAUUAGGCGAUCAAGAUAUAAGUGGAUGAACAUCCAGUGAAAACAAAUAUCAAGGGUUGUCGUUUAAACUCGACAUCCCCUCCCCCCACCCCAACUUAACGAUCAAUGGUUGGCAACAAAGAUGAGAAAGUAGGACAUUCUAUUGAAUUGAAACAUUACUCACCAAUGAGCAGACAUUCUUUUAAAUUGAAACAUUACUCACCAAUGAGCAGGCAUUAUUUUGAAUUGAAACAUUACUCACCAAUGAACAGACAUUCUUUUGAUUUGAAAGAUUACUCACCAAUGAACAGACAUUCUUUUAAAUUAAAACAUUACUCACCAAUGAAAAGACAUUCUUUUGAAUUGAAACAUUACUCACCAAUGAAAAGACAUUCUUUUGAAUUGAAACAUUACUCACCAAUGAACAGACAUUCUUUUGAAUUGAAACAUUACUCAGCAAUGAACAGACAUUCUUUUGAAUUGAAACAUUACUCACCAAUGAACAGACAUUCUUUUGAAUUGAAACAUUACUCCCAAAUGAGCAGAAAUUCUUUAGAAUUGAAAAAUUACUCACCAAUGAACAGACGCUCUUUAGAAAUGAAAAAAUUACUCACCAAUGAACAGACAUACUUUUGAAUUGAAAAAUUACUCACCAAUGAACAGAAAUUCAUUUGUUUUGAACCAUUACUCACCGGUUAACAGAUAUUCAUUUUUAUUUAAACAUUACUCACCGGUUGACAGAUAUUCAUUUGAAUUGAACCAUUACUCACCAAUGAACAGACAUUCAUUUCUAUUGAAACAUUACUCACCGGUUGACAGACAUUCAUUGGUUUUGAAACAUUACUCACCGGUUAACAGACAUUCAUUUGUGUUGAACCAUUACUCACCAAUGAACAGACAUUCUUUAGAAAUGAAACAUUACUCACUGGUUAACAGACAUUCAUUUGUAUUGAACCACUACUCACCAAUGAACAGACAUUCUUUAGAAAUGAAACAUUACUCACCGGUUAACAGACAUUCAUUUGUAUUGAACCACUACUCACCAAUGAACAGACAUUCUUUAGAAAUGAAACAUUACUCACUGGUUAACAGAUAUUCAUUUGUAUUGAAACAUUACUCACCAAUGAGCAGACAUUCUUUAGAAAUGAAACAUUACUCACUGGUUAACAGAUAUUCAUUUGUAUUGAAACAUUACUCACCAAUGAGCAGACAUUCAUUUGUACUGAAACAUUACUCACGGGUUAACAGAGUGCUGCGAAUAGAAAUAGCUAAACGUUCAUUUAGCUAUCUGUGGUUACAUAGCAGCUUUUUUCAGCUGUUGCACCAAUUCCCACUUAACAAAGACAAACUUGUAGAAGAAAAGAUUGCAGGAAAUACUUGGAUGUCUCUUUUAGAAGGUCUCAUGUCCUUUACAAUGCCAGGACAGCCGAUAGAAGGUCUCAUGUCCUUUACAAUGCCAGGACAGCCGAUAGAAGGUCUCAUGUGCUUUACAAUGCCAGGACAGCCGAUAGAAGGUCUCAUGUCCCUUACAAUGCCAGGACAGCCGAUAGUUGCCAUUACUUUGCUUUACUAUAUUGUCUGGUGCGUUCAAAAAGAAAUUUGACGAACAUUUAACGAUGUGAACUGAACAAAAAAAAUUAGAUCAAAUUUCCGUUCGAUCAAAUUUGCGUCGAUCAAUCUUCCCGUCGACGAAAUGUCUUUCAAACGAAUUUCCGGUAACCGUAAUUUAUAACAUUAUCGAAUGGUUACGAACUGACAUAGUUUAAAAGUCUUAAACUUUUGAUUAUAAAUUGUAUUUCCUUUUUUAAGCUAUAUAUAUGAUAAGGUUAUUUCUUAUUGUGUCCGUACAUUCAAACUGUUUCAGACUGUUAAAAAUUCAUUCAUUUCUACGAUAAGAUAAGAUAAGAUAAGAUACACAAACUCCAGAUAUAUGGGAUUCAAGGCACCACUAAAACAUGGAUCUCUAGCUUCCUCAGCCACCGACGCCAAGCAGUAGUGGUGGGCGGUACAAGCUCCUCCUUUGUCAAUGUGAAGUCAGGGAUCCCCCAGGGAUCAGUCCUGGGCCCCUGUUUGUUCCUAGCAUACAUUAAUGACCUACCGGAGAAACUGACAUCACAGGCAAGACUGUUCGCAGAUGACACAGCAGUGUAUAGGACGAUCGCCAACAGAUCUGACCAGGACCAGCUACAACAGGAUCUCAAUCUGUUAGCUGAGUGGGAGAUGAGCUGGGACAUGGAAUUUCACCCUGCCAAGUGCCAGACACUAUCAAUCUCUAGAAGUUGUACUCCUCUACACUACCAAUACGAACUGCACGGCCAUAUACUUGAGCCAGUUUCCUCCGUAAAGUACCUGGGUGUUACCAUUCAAAGAGAGGUCCGCUGGGACGAGCAUAUUAACAAUGUAUGUAGCCAAGCAAACAAGACCCUAGGGUUCUUAAGGCGAAAUCUAAAGAUUGGCAACUCCUGUGUAAAAGAAAGAGCAUAUAAAGCCUUUAUCCGUCCGAUUUUAGAUUAUGCAUCUUCAAUCUGGGACCCAUUUACCCAGAAGAGCAUUGACAGGUUGGAGGCGGUCCAGCGACGAGCAGCACGCUUUGUCCUAAACCGCUACAGGAAUACCUCUAGUGUUGGCAGCAUGCUAGAAACACUAGGCUGGUCACCAUUGGAGAAACGACGACGACAAUCCAGGCUCUCCAUGAUUUACAAGAUAAAUAAUGGGCUGGUCCACUGUUCCAGUAUUAAACAGAAACUCGUCCCUCUCCCCCAUAGACAGCGACGAGGCCAUGACAGGCAAUUCAGGCUCAUACCAGCAAGAAGCCAGUAUAGGAGCUGCUCAUUCCUGCCCAAGACAAUCAGGGACUGUCAGGGACUGGAACCAUCUUUCAAAAGGAACAGUUGAGGCGACAACACUAGACACAUUUGUGUCUAUUGCCUCAAGCCUUCAAACCCCUAGUGCAUAAUUUCCUCAUCACCACCAGUAACAGAAACAUGGCAAAUCCCAUCUACAUGCAUAGGAGCCAAAAUGAUCAAUAAAUUGAUCGUGGGCCCUUAAGAUAUAGAAGAAGAAGAUACUUUUAUUGAUCCAAACAAAUGGAAAUGUGGUUUGAUUGCAUUGUUUAUUUUCAGCACAUAAAUAAAACAAUUUGAACUCAGGACAUCUACAUAAAAUUGUUUUACUUGUGGAAAAACUCUCUUAGUCUGGGACUUAUUAGUUCUCAUUUAGUUUUGUGACUUCUGGGGCAGCACGCUGGUAAAGUCGUACAGGCUGGGGAACAAAAGAGUUUUUAUAUCUUUCAGUCCUCGCCCCUGAGAGAAGAAUUCGUCCCGAACGGGCCGAUCCUAAGUGAUGAAGAGGGUGGGAUGUAUCAUCCAAAAUUUGUUUAGUUUUGCAAUAACAUCUACCCGCUUUCAAUAAGAACAACAAGGAUGCUGACUAACUAUCGCUAUAUUUUAAACCAAGAGUAAACGAGCGUGGGUGUGUCUGCGAUAGGGGGUGUGGGCGUGUGGAGGUGGGGGAGCCAGUAAUUCCACAGAGGGAUGGACCCGAUUUUAAAAUAAUAGCAGGGAAGAGGGAGGGGGCGCACUACCGGGCCCCAUGACAGAAGUGGACAGCCGGUAGUUAGGGAUCCUUGCCCCGAACGUAACCGCAGACAGACUCGAUCCUCUCAGGCAUCCCCCAGGCUGGUCAUCGUGAAUGACGUCACUGCUGUGGGGAGGGGGGGCGGUGGAUUUCCACUGUUAUUAAUGACAGUUUAUUUAAUGGAAAUAAGUGGCGGUCGUCGAUGUCAGCUGACGUGCGGAGUACGAUCGAAAAGAAAAUGGCGGACAGCACAUCUUUUAACAUUCAAAUACGGCAAGGUUGAUUUAUCUACUCUUGACUACGACAGCCUCAUUAACGACGUCCCGAACGAAUUUACUUUAAAAAAUGUAAUUCAAAGCAAUGCCCCAUACUCCAAAAAAAUAAUUUCUGCAAUUCGUAGCGGAAAUUACUGCCAGGGUUGUACCUAUAAUAUGGUAUUUGGCGCCCACGGCAUCUGCCCCACCUGCCCUACCCUAGGCACGCCACUGUUUUGAAGUUGACAAUAAAGUUAAAAAUAGCACUGCCACUGGUAGACAGGAGCCUAUGGGACGGUAGAUGUGUUGACCCAUAAUGUUUUAUUGGUUGAUCGGGGCUGUGAGUUCCCAUGACAAAGAGUGACUAUAACGCUCAGCGGAUAACAGACCUGGCGUGUGUGAAUGCAAUACAUUGUGGGAAUGGGGUAAUGAAAACGUCAGGCACACACGAGCUGCGUGUACAGGAGAGGGAGAGAGAGUGGGGGGGGGGCUCGAGAUCGAUCACAGAAUCUUCUUUCUUUAUAUAGAUGUUUGGUUAAUCAAUUCUUGUAGAUUUUAAACAAUUUGAUCCUACUUAAUUGCUAUCAACCAGAUUUUUUUUCUAGUUUGAAUCGAAAAUAAUUUAUAAACAUUAUAUUGCUUCUUGACCGGACACUGCACUAGGAAUUGGUUUGCCUGGUUGUACACAAUCCUGGCGAUGUGAUAAUAAUCUUUAAAUUUAUUCAGGUCAAGGACGUGACAAGUCUUAUGUAUUGCUGGACAAUUUCUCUUAUGUUUCAUUUCAUUUUUUUUUUUUUUUUGAAAGGUAAAAAAUAUCCAAUGUCAUUCAACAAAUCCAUAACUAAAAAUCAACCACACAAAUAUUUGUUAUGAUUUUUUGGUAGAUGGACGCUUAGGUCUAAUGGCGAAUGUUCAUAUAGACCCCUAGGUCUGACAAAUGUACAGUUAGAGUCCUAUAGGUCUAAUGACAAAUGUGUAGAUAGACGCCUAGGUCUAAUGAUGAAUAUUCAGUAAGACGCCAAGGUCUAAUGAAGAAUGUUCAGAUAGACGCCUAGGUCUAAUGAAGAAUGUUCAGAAAGACGCCUAGGUCUAAUGAGGAAUGUUCAGAUAGACGCCUAGGUCUAAUGAAGAACGAUUAGACAGUCAUAGGAAGCACUUUUAUUUAUAUAAUAUAAUUUGAAGACCAUGGAUAUAUAGUUUUUUUUUAAAACUUGUUCUUAAAAAGUAAAAUGAAAAAAAAAGAUGUAAUAUUUUAACCUCCAUGAUGUUUCUAGUGUUAAAUAUAAUAAAUAGCUAUUGUAAUACGAUAUCUUUCAAUUAAGAAGUAAUAUGAAAAAUUUACAAUGUCAACAUUUUUCUUCUUCUCCCCCCCCCCCCCCUUUUUCCCCCUAAAAAAAAAUUUAAUAUUUUAACCCCCAUGAUGUUUCUAAUGUUAAAUAUAAUAAAUAGCAAUUGUAAUACGAUAUCUUUCAAUUAAGAAGUAAUAUGAAAAAUUUACAAUGUCAACAUUUUUCUUCUUCCCCCCCCCCCCCCUUUUUCCGCCAACAGUCCGACAUAAUCCACCAGUCUGUGAUGGAGCUAAUCCACUCCGAGGACAGAGAAGAGUUCAAAAGACAGUUGACCUGGAACUCCAUGCUGCCCCCAGACAAAGCUGGACUUGCCCUGCAUGAAAUCAUGCUUCCAGGUCAGUGGCUCGUUUCUUCUCAGGUCUUUCAGUUCAUUGUUUUUAAUCAGCUAAAAGGGGUUGUGGUUAUUGGUCCAAAUUUUCUUUCUUAAACAUUCUGAUAGUACUAAAAAGAGUGAAAAGUUUCGACAUGUGUGAAUAUCUGGAAAAAAAACAUUUUAUUUCUGGAACGAGAGAAAAUUAAUGUGUUAAAAUGCAAUAAUUACAAUGUUUUUUUUAAAAUUGUUUCGUUAUUUAAUUUUGUUUCCAGAAAACAUGAAUCACCUCCACCGUUCUUUCACUGUGAGAUUCCGAUGUUUGCUGGACAAUACUUCCGGAUUUAUAGUAAGGGGGCAUUUGCAUGUAGUGGACGUUUGUGUAUUCAGUGUAGUCAUGCCAACCCUUUAAUUCAUAACAAUGCAAACAUUGAUAAGAUCUUAAAUAUUGCAGUCGAUUAUUCUUGUAUCGUUCAUCAGCUAUGUGUAUCUUACAGACUCUAGAGAUUAACGGAUGGAUACGAAUCCUUCACGGCCAAGGGCCCAGGUCGGAGGAGCCACAAUUGGCGCUGUUUGCCACCUGCUCCCCAUUCGGGCCCCUCAGUUUGUUCGACAUACCGUCCAGGGAGAUGACAUUCAAGACAAAACACAAAAUGGAUUACUCCCCGGUUACUAUGGACAACAGGUAAGAUGGCGACCCAUGAGAGUUCCUCUGGUUGAACGCGUUCACUUAUGAGCUUUGUUCACUAAAAAGCUUCCAGCGUCGUUAUAGGGCAUCUAAAAGUUGUGAUAUAUAUAUAUAUAUAUAUACCUUAUACAUUUGUAACGAGAUAUCGGCUAUAUAGGUACAGGUUCCCAAUAUGUGUCGACCAACGAUACCAGUUAUAUCAUUCCCAUAGAAAUGUCUGCAUCACAUGACGUUAACAAUAACGAAGCGGUAUAUUUUGUGUUUUAAAAAGAAAGGAAUACAGUAAAGAACAGAGCAAUUACUGUACUAAUUCACUUUGAACAGUUACGUUAUAAAGUAAUUGGUAAAAAUAACGCUACACAGAUGCUAUUAUUGGUUAAGAAAAUUAACUUAAUAAUUAGGAGAAAAUGAGUGCAGAAGGAUUUAACAAUGUAUCUACUGCUCACUUAGUUUUCGACACCGGCGAAUAUUGAGUCAUACAACAUAUUCUAAAAUCUGAAGUAAGGUAUAAAUCGUGAUUUAUCAAUCACAUAUGCCAGCUUUCAAUUAUUGAUAUUGCCCCCCCUCCCCCAAGAUCUCCCAAGGGUGGUACCAUAGAGGAGACGACGGUGAAUAACACAAUAUCCUUUUUUCCCUCACUGCCUUUAAAUAAAUCACCUAUUAUUGCCCACGAUUGAUUAGACCUUGCCUUCUCUUGCUCCAAGUCGCCUCACUUCAAACAUUGUUGCACUCUGUUUUCUGUUUCACUGACGUCGCCGGGGCCGCUGCGUCACUUGGCCCAUUUUAAUUACCUUUAUGGCGACCUCAAUUGCCUGAUUAACUCAAUUAAUUAGGGCGCGGAUCGAUCUGCGUAACACGACAACAUAUGGCGCGGAGUUAUACCGACCAGACAGUCGCUGUGGACUAACAAUGGAGAAAAUCCGAACUGGCAAGUCAAAAGAAGAGACAAAAAUUAGUUCACUCGUUCUGCGUUGAUCGCGUUAUUAUUCGGUGAACUGCAUUUAAAUGUAUGAUUCGAAAAUAAUUUUCGUAUUAAAAUACUUCAACUGAAAAAAGUCUUUAAGAAGGAAUCUCGUAGUUGGAAACGAUGUAAUGGUGAGACUGUGGCCAGAGUGCAUUGAAAUGUAUAAAAAUAAAAAAAAAAUUUAAAAAAGAAAAUCUGGCGACGUGAAAAUGUAGCCCCUUGAUUGGUCCCUUGACGACAGGCGGUGGCGAAUGAAUAUUUUAUAAAUGAAGUCAAUUGUCUGGCGUCAAUGUUGGCCAACUGCUAGGGAUGAACUGAGAUGCCGAUAUCUGGUCUCACCUUGAUCAUGUUGUAACCCAGCCUUGAUAAAAAAAAGGAAUAUCCCCCUUUUUUUCAUGAACGCCCCUUCUCCCACAACUUUGUAAUGACCUUCAGUAUGAAGGUAUGGGUUAUACAACACAAUUGUAUUGAGUUGAUGUCUCUUUUAUGAUACACAUUCAUUCUUCACGAUACCAUAUGUUCUUUUAAAAAAAAAAAUUGGAACAUUUGUAGUAAAAUAGUUGAGUUUGGUGACUGUCCAGACAUGUGCGAGUGAUUCUCAAACCUUACUCAAAGGGGUUUAAACCAGGGACCCCCCCCCCGAAACAUUUGCCAUUUCCAUUUAAUUAAAACAUGAGAAAUGAGGAAAAAUAAAAAUUCAAGUGUCCUACUGGAUCCGCAUUCGUUUUGCUACCCAGAAAAAUAAUCAAUAGCAGUUCUAAAAUGAUAGUCAUUAUGACAUUUGACCUCAAACGUUCCCUUUCACAGCCCUCGGGGGGUGAAAGGUCACCGAACUUCCAAGACAAAUAUGGUGCGUGUAUUUUGUGGACGAGAUUUUCUACAAGAUAAUUAACUAUCAUUGUCAAUUCAUUAGUUAGUGUCAAUUAUAAUAGUCCAAUACUUCUUUGGAGUUGUAACCCCAAGAAGACAGCGGCCUCUUGUGUGCAUUGGUUUAGAUGACAGGCUUACAAGGAGAAUAAUGGUCUUAGAGGCACAGCCGUUAUUAUAAUUUUGAUGUUACUAUCGUAUAAGCGUAAAUAUGAUUUUAUUAAUUCUUCAUGUUAUAUCUAUAAAAUAAUUUAAACACUAUUAUUGUUAUGAAAUGCCUGUGCAAGACUCUGACAGUAUUAAUCGUUGUGCUAUUCCCAAGGGGUAAGGUGAUGUUUGCCUACAGUGACCAGGAGCUAGCCACUAAAUCUGGCUAUGAUCUCAUUCACCCAGACGACUUAAACUACUUCUCGUCUGCCCAUCAAGAAUGUGAGUUAAUGUUCUUUGAUAGCCCCAGUUGCCGUAUCUUACUUGUAUUUACAUUAAUUUACCUUAAUUUUCCUUACUUUACCUGUACUUACCUUAAUUUACCUUACUUUAUCUGUAUUUACCUGAAUUUACCUGUAAUUUACCUUAUUUUACCUGUAAUUUACAUGUAUUUCUUCAAUUAACAUCGAAAGAUGUUAAUGACGUGCAUACGUUUCCAUCUUGAAGGGGAACGCUUCAUUGUAGAAUCAACUGUUAAGGUCGAGAAUAUUAUACAAUAUAUUUAAAAAUGUUACUCCGGCUGUGAUGGUACCCAAAGUAAAUCCAGACUAGAGACCGAUUUCGGCCUAAACCGAAACCAACACCAACGUUCAAAAUGACCUUCUGCCUAAACCGAAACAAACACGAACGUUGAAAAUGACCUUCGGCCUAAACCGAAACAAACACAAACGUUAAAAAUGACCGUCGGUCUAAACCGAAACCUACACGAACGUUAAUAAUGACCUUCGGCCUGAGCAGAAACCGAAAGGCUUACCGAGAGUGUCGUCCAAAAUCGAAAGAUUUGGAUAUUUUGAAACUCGUUCGCGCAUACGCUCUACGUACGUUGAGAAAUGGUUGGGGAACGUAUUGAUAUUUAAAUUAUAAUUUCUAAUUUUAAAAAAAAUGAGAUUAUCGUGAAUUUUAUUCGAUAACCAUUUGAUGAAUUCUUAGGUUUCUACCAUUUGAUUUAAAAAGUAAUUAAAUUUGUAAAAAGUGUAUUUCAAAGUUGUAUGAUAGGAGAAAAUUGGACUUAAAGGAGGCAGGCAAAAAUUAUUUAAUAUAGAACCUUGGGCGGCCUUUUAAAAUGCAAAACAUAAAAAAAAAAAUUGAAAUGUAACCAUGUUGCCUAUGACAACAUAUAUGCGCAUGAUGAUGAUAGAUCAACAUGAAUGUCGCAAAUAAAUGAAUUGAAUAAACCUAGGGGUUCUCAAAUAUUAUUUUUAAAAAAUUAUUUAAAAAAAAAUAAUAAUAUAAAUAAUAUUACCAUACUCGUAGUUUUUUUUUUUCCCAACAAAACUAUUUACCUUUUUUUAAGCCUUGGUGAAAUUUUAUUUUUGAAAAUAUUGGACAAGUAGGUCGUCACGCAGCUGUGAGCAGUCUUCACAGAGGUUUAACCAAAUAUCAUACGAUGAAAGCAAGACGUCGAGAAUAAUGAAUAUCAGAUUGGUGGCCAACAGACAGACAAAAUUAUAGUCUGGAUUCUGGUCGACGGCCGAAAGCCUCAAUUACUUUUGUCCGAAACCGAAACUACGCCGAAAGGGAUAAAAUGACAAUUUUUGACGCUCAAACCGAAACCGAAAUUUGGUCGGCCUCUCAUCCAGACCUGUGAACCAAGCAUUUCAAAGUUAAGCUUUGUUUAAACCUUUUUUUCCUUCAUUAUUUCCAGUAAUCAAAACAGGCAGCUCAGGUUUAAUCUCAUACCGCUGGCAAACCAAACACCAGCACUGGCUGUGGCUGCAGUCAAGCUGUAAGGUCAUCUACAAGAACAGCAAACCUGACUUCAUCAUUUGUACACACCGGCAACUGACGUAAGUUGGUGUCCACCAAAUGUGUCCGUCACUGGUCACAAUUUAUCGUUUUCCAUAGCCAAAAAAAUAGUUGAAUGCGUUUUGCUUUUAAUGGGGUCUGAAUAAAACUGCGAUUUUGAACUAUCAAUCUUUUGAUUAUCUGUUUGUCGUCAACUGUAUCUUUCCUUGUCUUCCUCUAUUUUAGUGAAGACGAAGGCAACGACCUCUACGGCAAACGGGGCAACGAGUUCAAACUGCCCUACCCACUCCUGGACAUCGACAUGUGCUCGGGUUUUGGAUUCGGCGACGACGAGCUCGUGACGAAAUCGAAGACGAGCAAAAGCAAGAAGAAAACGAGCAGCGCCAGUCCAGGAAACACCAGCAACAGCACCACCAGCGGCACGCCGACCAACUUCAGCGCCACCGUGAGCACGACGGCAAAAGACUACCAGAACGGGAAGAAGAGAAAAACGGCUUGCAUCAUUGGAGGGAUACCGCCAUACUGCUCCUACCCAACUGGGUUCACGUCCUACGAUGGCGGUUCGGGGGAGAUGAAGGCGCCCGACCCCAUGUACUCGUACGCUACGAAUAAUUUCGGUUUUGAAACCGAUAUGUAUCGGAGUCAGGGAUAUGGUGCUUUGACUCCAACUGUGUACCCAUCCUCGGAUCCAUACGGCAGGUUAGAUGUGGAUAAGCAUGGAUAUUUCCUAGAUCACAGACAGUACCAGCAUUCGUCGCUGCCGUAUUCGAAUAACGGGUACAGUGACUUCGUGCCGCCGGCGAAAUACGGCUACGACGUGCCGAAAUAUGGAUUCGAUUCUUACAGUUUGGAUUUAAGCAAGCGUGUGGAGUGUGGGGAUAUAUCCCAGUUUCACCCGGAUGUUAGGCGAUACGCAUUCGAUUAUCACCAUCCAUCUUACCCUCAUCUUGAUCACCCUUCCCUCCACUCGGCCGACCGAUUCCCGGCCAGCCGACUCAACGUCUCGUCCAUAGACGCCGUGGAUCUCCGGAACCCUGCGGCGAUUUUCGGUUCAAACUCGUUUAUGAACACCGUAGAAGCGCCCUGCGCAUCUUCGUCCCCAUGUUCGGCUUCUUCCGUUUUCAAGGCGGUGCCGAAUUCUAACCACGGGAACAACAAAGACCAAACGGGGUCGAAGCUGCACAAAAUGGGACCAGGAUUGGUGACGAUGGACACCGCGCCUUUAUCUAUGCCUUUUGACGUGGCCAACUCACUUCCUCACAAUACUGUCAUUAAAUCGACC
This is a messenger RNA of Lymnaea stagnalis (great pond snail), 36528 nucleotides long. NCBI's taxonomy places the organism in Eukaryota, Metazoa, Mollusca, Gastropoda, Lymnaeidae. The record is from the annotation of a GenBank genome assembly.